GUUUUAUGUACAUCGAUUACUGAUUCUAUAAUGUGUUUGUUCUCAUUUCAAAUCAUAUAGUAAUGCUUACAAUUUUGUUUGACAGAAUAAACAACUAAGAACAUGGCUGCUGCGAGUGGAACCAAUGAUUUAUCUUCAGAGAUGGAGCUGGAUGCUUUUCGACGUCUUUUUCCUCUACGUUUUCACGAACGACAUCUCCUUGAAUCCAUAAGGCCCGAUGGGCGUCCCCUUGGAAGAGCUAGAGACACUUCGCUUAGUCUUGGAGCUGUUGCAUCUGCUAAUGGAUCAGCUCUAGCAAAGAUAGGAUGCACUACUAUGUUGGCUGCCAUUAAAUUGGAAGUCAUGACUCCAACUGUAGAGGCACCUGAUGAAGGAUGCAUAGGUAAAAUAUUUCUGUACUAG
Messenger RNA from Salvia hispanica, 402 nucleotides. Lineage: Eukaryota; Viridiplantae; Streptophyta; Magnoliopsida; Lamiales; Lamiaceae. The record is from RefSeq and is a predicted model, not a curated record.